This is a messenger RNA of Dujonia railenensis, 1014 nucleotides long. The record is from the annotation of a GenBank genome assembly. NCBI's taxonomy places the organism in Eukaryota, Fungi, Ascomycota, Pichiomycetes, Serinales, Debaryomycetaceae.
AUGAAGGUUAGUAACUUAUUUAUUGGAGCGCUUGCUACUGCGGCCCUUGCUAAGAACCUCAAAGUCCCACCUACCGGUGAGUUAUCUUCUGAACCACCUGUGAAGAAACUUGGAGUCGCUGAUAUUCAGGCGGAAGACAACACCCCAAGCCCAAAACACGCCAAUAAGCCAUUAGAACCCCACGGAGAGGGAUCUGGACAUGGAGCUGUUGGGUUAAAGAACCCAGCUAUCGAUUCGGAUGAAGAGGACAGCUUGGAAGGUGCCUCGUCAUUCAAAAAAUUGGUUAUGCCGAUCUCCAUGAUUGUGGUGUCGGAAAUUGGUGACAAGACGUUCCUCAUUGCUGCCUUAAUGGCCAUGAAACAUUCCAGGUUUGUUGUGUUUACCUCUGCAUUCUCCUCCCUUGCAGUUAUGACUGUGUUAUCGGGAGUCAUUGGCCAUGCUUUACCUUCAUUAAUAUCCCAAAGAUUAACGCAAUUCUUGGCUUCCGUUCUCUUUGUAGUAUUUGGUUAUAAAUUAUUGAGAGAAGGCUUGGAAAUGUCCAAGGAAGCUGGUGUAGAUGAAGAGUUGGCGGAGGUUGAAGAGGAAUUGGCCAGUUCGUCCAUUAACUCCAGAAUGAACGACAUCGAAAUGCAAGAGGCUGGUGGAGCAGAUCUGGCUCAGAACAUUUCCAAAAAGUCUACUCAAUGGUUGAAAGAAGUUGGUGAUAACGUCCAAAACUUAGCAUCCUUUGUGUUGUCUCCUAUAUGGAUCCAAGUAUUUGUCAUGACCUUCUUGGGUGAAUGGGGUGACAGAUCCCAAAUCGCCAUUAUCGCCAUGGCUGCUGUCCCAGACUACUGGAUUGUUAUCCUAGGUGCUGUUAUUGGACACGGAUUGUGUACAGCUGCUGCUUGCUUGGGAGGUAAGUUGUUGGCCAAGAGAAUUUCCAUGAGAAAUGUCACCUUAGGGGGAGCGGCAGCGUUUUUGAUAUUUGCUGUUUCGUACUUCUAUGAUGCUUUAUACAACGAGGAGCUUUAA